GAAAACACAGCGAGCGAAACGGGCGCUUGAAGGCCGGGCACCAAAGUUGGUGGAAAAUACUAAAUCUGUAAUGCUUAUACGUGGAGGCAAUACAAGUGAACAAGUUACAAAUAGUAUGAAAGAUCUGUAUGCACUCAAAAAGCCAAAUGCAGUCAUGUAUAAACGUAAGAACAUUGUACGGCCUUUCGAUGAUGAAUCCAGCUUGGAAUUCUUCUCAGAAAAAAGUGAUGCUUCAUUAUUCGUGUUCGGGUCACAUUCCAAGAAACGUCCACAUAACCUGACCAUCGGCAGAAUGUAUGAUAUGCACGUUUUGGAUAUGGUGGAGUUGGGCAUAGAGAAAUUUCAACCACUGAGCAGUUUCGCUGUUGCUAAAUGUCCAACAGGAACGAAACCAUGUCUCGUGUUUACUGGCGAACCAUUUGAACAUGACCAUGAAUAUAAGAGGUUGAAGAAUAUGUUCAUUGAUUUGUUCAGAGGACCAGUGGUUGAGAAUAUACGGUUAGCCGGAUUAGAACAUGUGAUCAUGUUUGCUGCUGUGGAUGGGAAAAUCCUUCUUAGGAGUUACAAAAUACUGUUGAAAAAAUCUGGAACAAGAACCCCAAGGAUAGAGCUGGAGGAGAUGGGCCCAUCUUUUGAUUUUGCAUUGAGGCGAACAAAAUUGGCUUCGGAUGACCUAUUCAAGCUUGCCAGGAAGCAGCCAAAGGAAAUUAAGAUUAAAAAGACUAAAAACGUCAGUCAAGAUGCAUUUGGAACAAAGCUAGGGCGAAUCCACAUGGAAAAGCAAGAUCUCAGUGAACUACAAACACGAAAAAUGAGGGGCUUGAAAAGGCAGAAACCUGAAAGAAAUGCUAGCAAGAUAAGUUCGGAUAAUAAGAAAGCAAAAUUUAAAUCGGAAGAAAAUUAAAUUUGUUUUUCUGAUAGCGAACGAGACAUAAACAGAUCAGCUUGUGGGUGGUGUAUAAUAACAUGACUGAAAGGUACAAUUUAAAUAGAAAGUUAUGGUGUUAUAUGUAGUGCAAAUCAUUUUGAAAAUAAACUGGAAGCGAUUGCACAUCUUGGCGGUAUUGGUUUGUGUCACCGUUUGAAUUUGCAAAAACCAAUCCAAUUUAUUUUGAAAUUUAAUUAUAUUAAAUGCAGACGUCUAACAUGUGCGUAAAGAAUAUACUAAUAGAAUAUUUAUGUAACUUUAAAAAGGCAAUUUAUUAUCAGUUAGAUUCUAAAGUCCAGCUCAUUUCACAGUUUUGGUUACACCAGUCUGUGAAUUAAUAUUUUGCUACUAUAGCUUAUAAAGCGAACAGACAUAUCAUUUCAAUAAAAGUAAACUUGAAUAAAUUGAAAAUAUA
Molecule: messenger RNA, 1343 nt
Organism: Priapulus caudatus
Lineage: Eukaryota; Metazoa; Priapulida; Priapulimorpha; Priapulimorphida; Priapulidae
Product: ribosome production factor 2 homolog
Exons: 8
Coding region: 71-904 (277 amino acids)
Biological process (GO): maturation of LSU-rRNA from tricistronic rRNA transcript (SSU-rRNA, 5.8S rRNA, LSU-rRNA); ribosomal large subunit assembly
Cellular component (GO): nucleolus
Molecular function (GO): rRNA binding
Source: RefSeq, a predicted model, not a curated record